UGCAGCCGAGUACCGGCCACAAUCACAGCUCUCAGCAGAGGGGGAGCCAGAUCCGGGCGUGCCUGGGCAAUCUGUGCUGAGUCUGUCUCCUUUCCAUCCCUGCAGCACUUUCAGAGCCUUAAGUUUUGCAGCGAGAGAGAAGGGGGGUGGAAAUCUCUGUAAAAAUGGCAGGGGCAAUUAUAGAAAACAUGAGCACUAAAAAGCUGUGCAUUGUUGGAGGGAUCUUACUGAUUUUCCAAGUCAUCGCCUUUCUAGUGGGAGGUCUGAUUGCUCCAAGUCCCACUACAGCUAUGCACUACGUGUCAAUAAAAUGUGUAGAUGUACGGAAAAACCACCACAAAACCAAGUGGCUAAUGCCUUGGGGUUCCAACCCGUGUGAGAAGAUCCGAGAUCUUGACGAGGCAAUGAGCAGACAAAUAGAAGCCAAUGACAUUGUGUUUGCUGUUCACAUCCCCCUCCCCAACAAGGAGAUGAGUCCCUGGUUCCAGUUCAUACUUGUUAUCCUGCAGCUGGACAUUGCAUUCAAGAAAAAUAAUGAGAUAAAAGACAAUGCAGAAGUUACGCUUGAUGUGUCCUUGGCCUAUCGUGAUGACAUGUUCAGUGAAUGGAAAGAAAUGGCACAUGCGAUAGAGACCCGAAAGCUAAAAUGUUCUUUUGCCUCUCCAAAAACCAUAGAGCAUGAAGGCCGACACUAUGACUGUGAUGCGCUCACUUUCAUGGAAAUUGGAACUGUGGCUCACAAAUUCUACCUCCUCAACAUUCGACUCCCUGUGAAUGAAAGGAAACAAAUUAAUGUGGGAAUUGGGGAAAUAAAGGAUGUUCGCCUGGUGAGUAUCCAUCAAAAUGGAGGUUUUACAAAGGUGUGGUUUGCAAUGAAAACCUUCCUCACGCCCAGCAUCUUCAUCAUCAUGGUUUGGUAUUGGAGACGGAUCACGAUGAUGACACGCGCUCCUGUCCUGCUGGAAAAGGUAAUCUUUGCUCUUGGGAUCUCCAUGACGUUCAUAAAUAUUCCAGUAGAGUGGUUUUCCAUUGGCUUUGACUGGACUUGGAUGUUGCUCUUUGGAGAUAUUCGACAAGGACUCUUCUAUGCCAUGCUUCUGUCAUUUUGGAUAAUCUUUUGUGGCGAGCACAUGAUGGAUCAAAAUGAACGAAAUCGUCUUUCUGGGUACUGGAAACAGGUUGGGCCCAUAGCUGUUGGUGCCUUCUGCCUUUUCAUCUUUGACAUGUGUGAGAGAGGGGUACAACUGAAAAAUCCAUUCUACAGUAUCUGGACCACAGAUGUUGGCACGGAGCUGGCUAUGGCAUUUAUUAUAGUGGCAGGAAUCUGCCUUUGCCUCUACUUCCUGUUUUUGUGUUUCAUGGUGUUUCAAGUGUUCAGAAACAUUAGUGGGAAACAAUCCAGCCUCCCAGCAAUGAGCCAGGCUCGCAGGCUUCAUUAUGAGGGGCUGAUUUUUAGGUUCAAGUUCUUGAUGCUCAUCACUCUGGCCUGUGCAGCAAUGACUAUUAUCUUCUUCAUUGUCAGUCAGGUGACUGAAGGCCAUUGGAAGUGGGGGGACUUCACAGUACAGGGGAACAGUGCCUUCUUCACAGGCAUCUAUGGGAUGUGGAACCUCUACGUCUUCGCUCUUAUGUUCCUAUAUGCUCCAUCACACAAGAAUUAUGGUGAAGAUCAAUCAAAUGGUGACCUCGGAGUAAGUAGUGGGGAGGAGCUUCAGCUCACCACCACCAUCACCCAUGUGGAUGGACCAACUGAGGUUUACAAGCUGGCUCGCAAGGAGGCUCAGGAAUAACUCCUGGAACACCUCACUUGGGACAAACACAAUGAAGUACAAUACACAGAUUGAGACAACAUCCUCCUUGAGCAGACAUCAGAAAUAACUCGCUCUACAAAUGCCCAGUAUUUAUAGUGUGCUCACUGAGCAGUGGAACUAAAAUAGAACCUUUAUAAACUCUUUUAAUAUGGUGUCGUUAUCUCUGGGGGAGGGCAGGAUAUGUAUUCUAUAUUUUACAGACAUGCUAAACGAACACUAUAAGGAUGCAAAGUGAAACGUUCGAAGAGUUAAAAGCCAGGAUUAAUUUUGCCUGUGGAAUCUUAAUUUGGCUUCUUGUGUGUAUGCAGGAUGAUAGUUUUUAAUUACUGGGGUUUUUUUCACAGGUCUCUUGCCUCAUUCAAUGCACAAAAUACAGUGCUCACUUAAGAAGAGGUGUUUAGUAUUUUUUGUUU
Messenger RNA from Chelonoidis abingdonii (Abingdon island giant tortoise), 2224 nucleotides. RefSeq names its product protein wntless homolog. Gene Ontology annotation, biological process: Wnt signaling pathway; Wnt protein secretion; intracellular protein transport. Gene Ontology annotation, molecular function: Wnt-protein binding. The record is from RefSeq and is a predicted model, not a curated record. Gene Ontology annotation, cellular component: endomembrane system; organelle membrane. NCBI's taxonomy places the organism in Eukaryota, Metazoa, Chordata, Testudines, Testudinidae.